Molecule: messenger RNA, 955 nt
Organism: Mercenaria mercenaria
Lineage: Eukaryota; Metazoa; Mollusca; Bivalvia; Venerida; Veneridae
Exons: 3
Coding region: 140-955 (271 amino acids)
Cellular component (GO): nucleus
Molecular function (GO): DNA binding
Source: RefSeq, a predicted model, not a curated record
UCGCACCACGUAAUUUUACGCACACCUAUUUCGACGCCAUUUUUGUUUUGACCUCGUUUUCGAUUAACUUGGAAUUUCCGAUGACGUAGUUACACGGUGCUUUCACUGAAAAUCUCACGGUUCAUUUCACCGGUAAACAAUGUGGAAAGUUCGGGAUUUGAAGAAACCUAAAGUCAGCUAUAGGGUUUACUCCCCAACUUCAAUGUCUACUGCCUUAUCAGAGGUAAAAGAGACAGGAGAGGCAAUAAGAAAGGUGGCAAAGAAGUAUGGAAUUCCAGAGUCAUCACUGCGGCACAAGCUCAGUGGGCGUGUGAAUCCAGAGGCAGUCAGGUCUGGUCCUCCAGCACUUUUCACGCAAGAAGAAGAGGCUCGGCUUGCAGAUCACCUUAAAUUCACAGCUUCUGUUGGAUAUGGUUAUAGCAGAUCUGAAGUUCUUGAUAUCGCAACAGAGUACGCCAUUGCUCUUGGUCACAGAGAUAAGAGCAACCCACUUAGUUUCCGUUGGUAUGAGGGGUUCAAGUCACGCUGGCCUGACCUUAACCUGAUUAAGCCCAGAGGUCUUGAAAUACAGCGAGCCAAGGCUACCACUGUUGACUGUGUGAGGAACUACUACACAGAGCUGGGCAGAAUACUUACCAAGUAUGAUCUUAAUGACAAGCCCGAACGCAUCUACAAUGUGGAUGAAAAAGGUCUCUCAACAACCCAUAAGCCACCACAAGUAAUUGCUGGAAGUGGAACAAAGCCACCAAGCAUCACAUCCAAUUCUCGGGUCACAGUGACAGUCCUUGGUUGUGGUAAUGCGUUGGGAUACCAGGUACCACCUUUCUUUGUAUUUCCUGGCACACGAAUGAGACAGGAGCUUCUUGAAGGCAAGAUGCUGGUGCUAAUGGUUACUGUCUCAGAGUCUGGCUGGAGCAAUAGUGAGGUCUUCCAGCAUACAUGGAAACACACUUGA